Synchiropus splendidus (mandarinfish) is the source of this 1683-nucleotide messenger RNA. RefSeq names its product ataxin-7-like protein 3. Bases 220 to 825 code for a protein of 201 amino acids. Lineage: Eukaryota; Metazoa; Chordata; Actinopteri; Syngnathiformes; Callionymidae. Gene Ontology annotation, cellular component: SAGA complex; DUBm complex. The transcript is spliced from 9 exons. The record is from RefSeq and is a predicted model, not a curated record. Gene Ontology annotation, biological process: positive regulation of DNA-templated transcription; regulation of transcription by RNA polymerase II. Gene Ontology annotation, molecular function: transcription coactivator activity.
UGUGCGUGAGCCUCCAGAACAGCGACGAUGAGAGAACGCGUGUGGCGAUCGAUUGCUACUGUCUGAUCUCUGAUCUAAAGAUGGAUGCCUGCUGAAACAGGUUCUACAUGGGAAGUGACUCCCCGGCGGUGUUCUACGUGCAGUUCCCUCGUCUGGUUCCAGCCGAUGCUUGCUACAGCAUGACCACAGCACCGUCGGCUCAUUUGGUAGUUCUGGCAAAUGAAAAUGGAGGAGGUUUCGGUGUCCAGCCUGGACAACAGCAAGCUGGAGAGCCUUGCACAGGACAUCCUGUCUGACCUGGUGGAGGAUGCCUGCCUCGGUCUUUGCUUUGAGGUCCACCGGGCUGUCAAGCAGGGCUAUUUUUUCCUGGACGACACGGACCAAGAAAGCAUGAGGGACUUUGAAAUUGUGGACCAGCCUGGUUUGGACGUGUUUGGUCAGGUGUUCAACCAGUGGAAGAACAAGGAGUGCGUUUGUCCGAACUGCAGCAGAAGCAUCGCAGCCUCUCGCUUUGCUCCUCACCUGGAGAAAUGCCUCGGGAUGGGCCGCAACAGCAGCCGCAUUGCGAAUCGAAGAAUUGUCACUGGCAACAACACCAACAACAAGUCAGAGAGCGACCAGGAGGAUAAUGACGAUGUCAAUGAUAACGACUGGUCCUAUGGAGCUGAAAAGAAAGCCAAGAAAAGGAAAUCUGAAAAGAACCCCAACUCACCGCGGAGAUCGAAAUCAUUCAAACAUAAGAGCAGCAUGAUGGGCCCCAGACGUCGACUUGACAACCAGGAGAGUCCGCGCAUGCUGAUGAAAGAUGAGGCAUUCCCUCAAUAACAAUACAAACACACAUCAUUUGAAUCAUGUGUGCGCUACGACUGCACAAACACGCAGGAAGACCAAUAACAUGUCGGCCUUUAUUCGCUUCUCGUGAAAUCUACGGACAUUGACGCUCUAGGUGACGCUCAUGGUGUUAAUGGCCUGGCUGAAGCGGUCCAGACCUCCCACUUUAUACUUGACUUUUUUUUUUCUUUCUUUUUUUGAAAUCACAAAAUCACAACACUUGUGUAUGAUUUGUAUUUUUUUAUGUGAAUUUGUUUUGGAAGGAGCUUCUGAUGUCCACUCUGAUGACGAUGAUGUUAAGGAUGGAUGUGUAUUCAUGGCACAGACACGGUUCAAUUCACUCUGCUCAGGCAGCUGUGUGGCAGAGAUUGUGUGCUUCAACAGUGUCUUUGCAUGUGCGUGUGUGGUUGUGCAUAAAACGAUGGGACUCAAAUGAUUUUCUAAAGAAACUUCGAGUAUCAUGGUGAAGACAAGGAUCACGUUCGAUUUGUAAUGUGUUUGGAAUUACUGUCUAGGUAAUUACAAAUUGUGCGUAUGUGCUGGUGCGUUUGUUUCAGUGGGAGGGAGAGUGACUUAAGUGUGAUCUUAUUUUAAACAUGUUCAGUCAGUGAACCCGAAAUUUUCCCAGCAAGUACUUUGCUGCAGAAAGUAGGUUUCUUUAUUUUUGAUGGAUAGAGUGGCUGUUUUUUUUUUUUUUCUGGUAUUGGAUUUCAAAAUGUCUUUGUAUCACGUGUUUACAUUAUAAAGGGUUGCAAACAUCCUUGGUGUGAUGUGAUAGUGUAAAUAUUCAUAUAGUUGAAUUGCUGCUAUCAUGGCUCAGUUUGUUUCAUCUGUCUAGCGUAAUAAAUGAUU